Messenger RNA from Brassica napus (rape), 2757 nucleotides. Its product is annotated as meiosis-specific protein ASY2-like. Lineage: Eukaryota; Viridiplantae; Streptophyta; Magnoliopsida; Brassicales; Brassicaceae. The record is from RefSeq and is a predicted model, not a curated record. Bases 1 to 2757 code for a protein of 918 amino acids. The transcript is spliced from 6 exons.
AUGUCGUCGGCUCAGGGGUUAUCGAGGCAGCAAAAGGGGAAAUCAGUUGCGGCGGCAUUGGAUCCGGCAAGGGGUCCUGACGGAGGUUGUAUCGGGGAUCUCGAGUCGACUCAUCACGAGGCGAUGAUGGACACAGUUGAUUUGUCUCGCUCCCAGAGGCUUUUGGUCGCAGAUGCUACACGGCUUGCGAGGGAAGAGAGCGAGAACGUCGCCGUGAGGGAUGCGACGGAGUGUGCGAGAGACGGACAGAGCGGGGCGGUGCCCGUUGACUCGAUUACCUUGAGGGCUCGCGCAGUGGAAGACGAUCCUUCGGAAGACGACGAUUCUGAAACCGAGUUGUUUCCGACGACCUUCAAUCCCGAAGGGAUUUUCGAGGAGCUUCCACGACUACAUCCUGACUUAUUGCGCCCUGCUUUCGUGGCUGGUCAAGAUUGGGACGGUGUGGAGGAGACUAAGUCGACCCUGAGGAGUGUGAAGAGGGUUCUUCGGGCGAAGAACGCUACAGGCGUGACCUUCCUCAUUCCUACGCAGGAGCAAAGGCCUUGGUCUCCUCCGAUCGGGUACCAAACAGUAUACGAGUCUUAUUUCCAGGAUGACACUCGCUGUUGGUUCCCCAUCCCGCGACUGAUCACCGCGUACGCUAGGCGGCGGGAUCUUGCGAUCAGUCAGUUACUGAACGGCUCGCUGCGACUAGCCGUCACUCUAUCAGUUCUAGCGGAGGAGAUUGACAUGCCGAUGAGCGCCAGGUCGUUCGAGGAGAUGACCUCGAUAACCGAUAUGAAGGACGGAACCUACUCGGUGAAGAUGCGACCAAACUGCAAUGUGUACGCCGGUCAUCCCAACAAAACGCAGAAUUGGCAGUGUUCCUACUUCUUCAUCAAGUCCGACGACUCGGCUUUCGAGGAGCCUCCUCGAGAGGACUAUUGGGUCCUAUGGAACCUUGGCCAUCCUACGUCUCCAGUCUAUCCUGAGGAUUUCCUGAAGAGCGUCCGAGCCGUCGCUUUGCUUCGGAUCUACCGUUGGUCUGAGAUUACCGUUGAGAAGAUUCGAGAGCUUAAGGACCGGAUCGCUCGAAGAGAGUGGAGAUCUGAUCUUUCGACCGUUCUUCCUAUUCGCACCAAGCGACUAGACAUCUUCCCGAAGGACAUCCAGAAGCAACUGCCCAGCUGGGACUGGUCAGCGAGGAAGGACCCUCGACGACGGUUCUUCGCGGGGAAGGGUAAAAAAAGGAAGAGGGGCGGCUCGGGAGUCGAGGGGAGCGCCGAGGAGGCGAGCGACGUUCCUCCUUCUGGCGAACCCCAGAAGAAGAAGAAGAAGAAAAAGAAGAAGAGGAUAAAGAAGCCUGUUGACGAGCAGUUGGAGAAUCCCGAAGAACCGACUGAGAUUGAGGAGGGUGAUGUUCAAGAAGAAGAACUUCAACCCGAAGAGGAGGCUUCUGAGGCUGAAACCUCGGGAGAACGGGACGAUGCGGCGGUAGUUGGUGAAGGGGAGGAAUCUGAAAUUCCUCUUAACGCCGCCCGUCCGGACGGUUCUGAAGAAGACAGCGGAGAGUCGCCGCUUUUGAUUAGGAGACGCAACGACGAGGUUGGCGAUGAGGCGGGAUCUCCUAUUCUGGCAUCUUCUCGCGAGGGAACUCCGGUUCCCAUAGGGGAAGGGGUGCCCGGAGUCAACUUUCCAGACAAGGUUUCGUUUCACUACGAGGGACCGGCCCCUCUAGUGUACGUUCCCGAGAAGUGUGGAGAGUUCCUUUGCCAAUUAAGGGGGAGGGCGAAACCUUUGCCCGCUGUGAAGGACCUCAUCUUUGGGGGUGAAUACGAGGAAGCUGCGAGGGCCAAGCUGCUGGGGGAUAGCGCGACGAACGUCGUGAUCGAUAAGUACGACACUGCCCUGAAGGGAGCUUUGGGCGAACUCGAGCUAGCUAAGAAGGAGCACGCGGAGAAAGAGGAAGCUUCUGCUCGCCAGCUGAAUGCAUCGAGGGCUGACGUCGAGAGGCUUAACGGGAUGGUUGCUCGCAUCAUUGCUCGAAGAGACGAGCUCAAAGCCGAGUUGGAGGUAUCCCGAGGAGUCGUUCGUGAGCUCGAGCGGAAGAACGCUGAACUUGAGAGCGAGAAGGUUUCGCUUGCUGCGUCUCAUGAAAGAGAGAUGAGGCGCCUUAGAGAUUCCAGGAUCCUGGAAAUGACGAGGGAAAGAGGAAGAGUUGAGGCCGAGAUGGCCGCGAAAGCUAAUCGUCGCUUCGCUAGGAUUCGCUCCCGAGAAGAGCGACGAGGUCCCUAUGAGGAGGCCCGGUUGCUUCAUAGCCAAGCCUUCGGAACCAGGAAAUGCCUUGAGGCUUUGAAGAGAGCUGGGAGCGACAUCUCGCAAGCUACAAUCGAGCUGUUCGCCGAGCAAAAGAAGAAAUAUGAGGAGGAAGCCGAGAAGCUUAGGGUGGGCGAGAUACCCGAGGAAGAUCUCGCACUUUCUCCUCUCGUAUUGGACUCUCAGUUUGUGGAUGCUCGAAUCUUGGCGAGUCUCGAUCCGUAUGGGUCCAACGCCGGCUUGAUCGAUCCGGAGAUUGCAGCGAGCCUCCACGUUCCGCCUAGUCAUCCGGCUGAAGAGCGGCGCGAAGACCCGACGCCUCUUCUUGAAGGUCCUUUGGCUGAUCCAGAGAUCGUCCCGAGAUCAGACGAAGUGCAUGUUUCUCCGGCUGCUCGUGAGUCAAGAGUCAGGGCUUUGGAGCUCUCCGUCCUCAACGAUCGCGAUAGUGAUCGGGAAGCUUAG